AUGAAUAGAUUAUUUGGUCGAGGAAAGCCUAAAACCCCAGGGCCCAGUAUAUCAGACUGCAUAAGCAAUGUUGAUGCUCGAGCUGACAAUAUAGAGCAAAAGGUCCAGAAAUUAGAUGCUGAGUUAAGAAAAUACAAAGAUCAAAUGGCUAAAAUGAGAGAAGGUCCUUCUAAAAAUUCUGUUAAACAAAAGGCUAUGAGGGUAUUGAAGCAAAAGAAAAUGUAUGAGCAACAAUUGGAAAACUUAAGAUCCCAAUCAUUUAAUAUGGAACAAGCAAACUAUGCAACACAAACACUUAAAGAUACACAUGCAACCAUCUCCGCUAUGAAGGACGGUGUGUCAUCUAUGAAGAAGGAAUUUAAGAAAAUUAAUAUUGAUGAUAUAGAUGAUGUAAAUGAUGAAUUGGCGGAUAUGUUAGAGCAAGCUGAUGAAGUGCAGGAGGCUCUGGGUCGUCAGUAUGGCAUGCCAGAGAUUGAUGACGAUGAGUUAGCAGCUGAAUUGGAUGCACUCGGUGAUGAGAUAGCAUUGGAUGAUGAUUCAUCUUAUCUGGAUGAUGUUGUGAAAGCACCCGCAGCCCCGGAUAAGGAGCCUGGAGUAGAUAGCAUCAGGAAUAAGGAUGGUGUGCCCGUUGACGAAUUCGGACUCCCACAAGUACCAGCCCAGACCUCUCGCUAG
Molecule: messenger RNA, 675 nt
Organism: Danaus chrysippus (African queen)
Lineage: Eukaryota; Metazoa; Arthropoda; Insecta; Lepidoptera; Nymphalidae
Source: the annotation of a GenBank genome assembly